This is a messenger RNA of Oryza brachyantha (malo sina), 1073 nucleotides long. RefSeq names its product vegetative cell wall protein gp1-like. The transcript has 3 exons. The record is from RefSeq and is a predicted model, not a curated record. Lineage: Eukaryota; Viridiplantae; Streptophyta; Magnoliopsida; Poales; Poaceae. The coding region runs from base 37 to 852 and encodes 271 amino acids.
ACCACACCUGACCCUGGCCAAGCCACGACGAGAGAGAUGGCGCCGUCGUCCAAGCUCACCGCCCUCUUCUUCGCCUUCGCCCUCGUGGCGGCGACGCUGGCGCCGCCCGCGGACGCGAGGGUCCGAGGCUUCAACCAGGAAGCUGCUUCCGAGCCGGCCGUUGCCGGGGAAUCCAAAAUUGCCACCGGAGGCCCGGGACUCCUCGGCAUACUGUUCCCGUUCCUGAUGUUCCCGUUCCUUGGCGGCGGAGGCGGUGCCGGUGCUCCGCCGUCGGCUGGCGGGUUCCCGAUCCCUGCGGCUGGCUCGUCGGGGUCGUCUGGGUCUGGCUUCCAGUUCCCGUUUCCUCUGCCUCUCCCGCACCCUAGCUCGCCCGGAGCUCCGCCGUCCACUGGUUCUGGCUUCCCGUUCCCGAUGCCGUUCCCGUUCCCGUUCCAGCAACCUAGCUCGCCGGGAACCCCACCGUCUCAACCAUCGCCCGCCUCCCCCAGCUCGCCGUCGUCGAGCGCGCCGCCGCCAUCGCCGGCGCCGGAGCAGCCAAAGGAGUGCUUGACGCCAAUGAUGUCGAUGAUGCCAUGCGCGGAGUACCUGACGAACAGCACAAUGCAGACGCCGCCGGCGACCUGCUGCGAGGGGUUCAAGUCCCUGGCGAACAAGGCGGCCAUCUGCCUGUGCCACGGCAUCAACGGCGACCUGAGCAAGCUCCUCCCCCUGCCCUUGGACCUCAUGAAGAUGAUGACGCUCCCCAACACCUGCCGCGCCACGGUUCCUCUUCAGACCUUCUCCUUGUGCAACACGCCUGCUGUGCCGCCAUUGAUGCCUCCGAGCCCUUCAGCUCCAGCACCUGCUAAUUAACACCCCGUCGUCGUAGAUCUUCAGGUGUUGACCGUAGUCUAUCUGCUGCUUCACCACAGCAGGCCGUCGUAAUCGUCUUUAUCUUUGGAUGUCAGUAAAUGUUAGUCUAGGGUUUUAGGAGUUGAUAAAUGUUAGUUUAGGGUUUUAGGAUGUGAGUAAGACAUUAUAGAUUAAGUACAUUCUAUGUAUUUUUUGUGGUACAUGGAAAAUAUCAAAUAAAU